GAGGGAGGGAAUGGCUUCCGGAAGGGGCUGAGAGUGAGAGGGGCGGACGGUGCUUGUUAAACAUGUCUGGAACCCGCCGCCCCGGCGUGUCCAAGAGGAAAAGGAGUUGGUGUAUAGAACACCCAUUUUUUCUAGAAGAGAGGUCACAGCAGUUGAGAAGGGCAAAUUUCAAGACAGUGAAAGCAACUGACUCUCUCUCUAAAGCAUGGCUCAAGUGUGGAGAAGGAUUUCAGGACACCUCUGAGACCCUGCCAUUAGCAAGCGAAAAGACAGAUAUUACUGAAAAGAACCUGGAAUUACCUCCAAGACCAAAGACAGAAACUACAAGUAAGAAUGCUAGUGAACUUGCUAAUAUAACAUGGAGUUCGAGUGAAAGCAAUUUCUCAGAUGAAGAUAAGACACUCCCUGAAUUACAAAGAGACAGUGGGCCUGGCCCUAGAGCCGACAGGCCUGGUGACAGCAUUGUCUUAUGUCCAGAAGACAGUGAAGAUGAAUUACAUGUUAUUGACUGGGAGAUUAACAGUGACACAGAAGAUCCUGGUGGGCCUAGUGAGUGUGAAGAUGAUGAGGGAGCCCUGGACAUUUCAGACUGUGCUUCUUUUGCAAGUGGUCAUUCUCUGACAAGUGAUGACAGCCUACCUGAGCCCCCUGAGCAAAUUUCUACAGAAAUUUUGGAGUAUUCAUCAGAUAGUGAAAGAGAAGAUGACUCAGAGCAUGCCCUGUUCAUUGAUUCAGAAUCGCCUCACAAAUACCAGGUGGAAUUUAAAUCAGAUGUAAGACAGUUUUUGGAUAAUCAGACUGACUCAGGAGCAAAUUCAGCUGAGCCCACAUUGAAAACACCCCAUAAAUAUACGGCCAAGUUUUCAAAGACUCCAGAAAAUUCAACAACAAAGAAGAAGUUUUUAAGAGGUCGACUAGCAGAACGACUCCAAGAACUACAGAAUCGAGAGAGAUCUGCCAUUUCAUUGUGGAGACAUCGAUGUGUUGCUUACCAAAUGACACCAUUAGGCAGAAAAUCUGGUGUAUUAACUGUGAAAAUUCUAGAACUACAUGAAGAAUGCACCAUGCAAGUUGCAGUAUGUGAGCAGUUAGCAGGGCCGCCAAUCACCAGCGCUCCUAGAGGAACAGCUACUAGACCUGGAGCCUACCUGAAGGUUCUCUUUACCAGAGAAACUGCAAAUCACUUAAUGGGGCAGCCCCAGGACAUCAUUUACAUCUUCCCUCCUUGGCAAAAACUUCUUAUCCCAAAUGGAAGUUUCUCUAUUAUUCUAAAUACUUAUUUUUGUCAGAAAGCUAUUGCAAAAGAAACAGUGCAUGAAGACCUGUACAGUCAGGACACAUCUCUUCCAAGGAGAAAUAUAACUUUGGCCCAGAGGUUUAGAAUCAAGGGCAUAACAAACAGUUCAUCCAGCAGCCAGACUGGAUAUGAUACCCUGGCCACCACUGGCACAGACUGGACCCACGGACAUGACAAGGCAGAGCAACAUCUUAUCGUUGGUGCUCCCCUGAGGGAUUCUCUUCUGGACAUUGUGGAAAGCCAAAGAGCUGGCCCAUGGUCUGGGGUCAGGGUCCGAGUAGUAGUGCAGAGAGUUUACUCUCUUCUCAGCAGAGAUGGUGCCAGGAGCCAACACAGGCUCACAGGGGAGCAUGCAGGAUCACCUGGAGCAUGGUCCUGCCUUCUAGUGCAGGAUGCCUGUGGGAUGUUCGGGGAAGUGUACUUGAACAGCACCCUCUGGAAGGACAGACAGUUAGAAGGGAGGUCCUGCAGCAUGUCGGGAGUGAAGGUUCUACAGAAAGCUACAAGAGGAAGUGUCUCUUGUUCCAGGACACCAGGGCUCUUCAGUUUAAUUGACAGUCUGUGGCCCCCAGUGAUACCUCUGAACAAGCCUUCCUGUGACGAGCCCAGUGGAGAGCAGACAAAGACUUAUCUGCCUCCUCCUGUCUUCUGUUAUAUCUUCUCUGCACAUCCAAAUCUGGAACAAAUUGAUGCAAUUGAAGGAGACACCAUUUCCAAGCUUUACAAGCCUCCAGUUGUCCACUGUUUAAAAGAAAUCCUCCAGACUAAUGAACAUGGUACACGUUGCAGCUUCUAUGCCAGAGUGAUUUAUCAAAAGCCACAGCUAAAGAAUCUUUUGGCACAAAAGGAAAUCUGGCUGGUGGUGACUGACAUUACCCUACAAAUACAAGAUGAAAGGGACCACUCUCUUCCCAAAACCCUGCCAGUCUAUAUAGCCCCCUCAUGUGUGCUGGGCCCAGAGGUUGUAGAAGAACUUGCCAGGCCGGCAUCUCACACCUUACUUUUCAGGGAUACUCUUCGAGACAAUGGUCAGAUUGUUUGUAUUGAACGGACAGUCCUCAUACCCCAGAAACUUCUCUUGUGUGUACCUUCUUCCUGUGACUUGCCUGGCCCAGUGACAGUAGAUGAACUAAGCCUCCUCACACCUGUCAACUCCAUUUGCAGUGUGCAAGGUACCGUGGUUGAUAUAGAUGAGAGCACUGCUUUCUCAUGGCCUGUGUGUGACCAGUGUGGCAAUGGGAGAUUGGAACAGAAGCCAGAAGAUGGAGGCUCCUUCUCCUGUGGGGACUGUUCCCAACUGGUCCUGUCACCUCUUCAAAAGAGACAGCUGCAUGUCUUUCUGGACUGCCCCACAAGACCUGAGAGUACUGUGAAGGUCAAGCUGUUGGAGAGCAGUAUUUCUUUACUUCUGAUGUCCGCUGCUUUCAAGGAUGGGAUCCUAUUGUAACACCACAAGGAUUUAUGUGUUAACACAUACCCACCUUGCCACUGCCACUCACCCAUGUAAUGCAGGGGCAGAGACGUUCCUGUCUGGAAGUGAGAGAUGCUGGAAAUCUUCCUUCUUGGCUUUUGUUAUAGUCACACAGCCUGGAGACCAGAGUCCUUCUUCAUGACUUCCCAGUCACAAAACAAAAUUGCUAAAGACAUGCUUUUUUAUUACAUUUAUUGAUUUGUGUAUUUAUUAAUGAGUGUGUGUGUGUGUGUGUGUGAUGACCAGCACCUUUACCUGCCAAGCCAUCUCGCUGGCCCUGUGCCACACUUUUUAAUUUUUACUGAUAGAGCUGGAUUCUGAAUGACUGGAUUAUCAUUGUUAUUAUUUCUCAGAGCUUUGUUGCCUGCCUUGAGAAUUACUAUAGCAAGACUUAGUAAACCGUGGCAUGUGUCUCCAAGAAGAGAAUUUUGAAAGUUGGUCCUCAGAGCAGGACUCCAGCCAGUCCUCUGAAAUGGCACUUACCUUGUAAAAGCCACUUAAGGGCACCGCAGGGGCUGGGAAUAUAGCUCACUUGGUGGGGCACCUAACCACCAUGCACAGGCUCAGACCAGAAGUUCAAGAUGACUCUUAACUACGUAGCAGGUCUGAAGCCAGCCCUUGGCUAUGUGAGACUCUGUCUAUAAAUAAGUGCACUGUAUGUAGCUCAUGGGAUUGAUAACCCAGAACUAAGGCCAAGGCUGUCAGGGUUUAGAUGAAAUUGGAAACUGCUUAAAUACGCUCUGAGGGUUAUUGGUCUGAGCUGUGGUUCUCAGCCCUGACCUCACAGGGUGCCACAGCUUCUGUCCCCCUGGUAUAAAGCACACCAGCUUUAAAGCCCUUUGGUGGCCUUGACCUCUGACCUGGAACUUUUACCUGAGCUGUGGCUAACACUGUCAAUGUUUCUGAAUAAAAGAGUCAUGCUUUGACACCAAGUUAGAGGACACAGAAGCUGAUAUUUUUCUUAUUGUAUAAGUCUUUAGUCACCAUGGCCUAAGAAUCAAGCCCAUUGCAUUGCUGACACAUGGUCCUCAGUGCCUCUGCCUUCAUAAGGGACUCACCACAAAGGUGUCCCACCAAGGUAGCUUUUAUCUCUGCAGAAAGGAACAGUUAGUAGUUGGUGUCACCCCAGAUAGGAAAGCAUGAGACAGGGACUUGAAGAACUUACAGUGUUUAAAGGCAGGUAGGGAACAGUGUCUGUUGGCUGAUAUAAGAUGAGAGAAUGAAGACACUGGACCAGAACUAGUGAACUGGAGCUUUCCAGUCUGAUGUAGAUGCUCAGAUGGAUGCUUUAAAAUGGUGGGUUGGGAUUUUCGAAGAACACAUCCUCUGUGGAGACAGUUGGGGGAAAGCACGGAAAACCUUGCUUGGAUGAAUAACUAGAUGAGCCCAGCCUCCUAUGUAAGCAGACUUAAGACUCACAACCAUCAAUAGCCACACAUGUGCAUAGAGGCUGAUGUCUGCCCUCUGACUCAGUAGCCACCACAGCACUGAUGGGGCCCUCUGUAAGAAAAUGUCUUUGGGGACCCAGACACCAGGAACAUUGGCAGAAUCCUCCCUCCUUUCAUUCCUGUUGGCUGAGGUAUCUUGUUUCUGCAACACACUUCUUAACCAGAAGAAAAUGCUCUUGUAGCUGAAAACCUGCUGGUCAAGCUUUUAAAAGGCAUGUGGUCAUGUAUGUAUUCCUGUAUGUGGAAGUGCAGGUGUACAUGCACCUGUAUAUGAGUCUCCUUGGACACUGGCUGUACUGUGCGUGCGUGUGUGUGUGUGUGUGUGUGUGUGUGUGUGUGUGUGUGCAUGAACAUGUAUGUGUGUCAUGUACUUCUACAUGAGGAAUCCACUUGGACACUGGCUAUACAUACAAAUACAUUUUACCUGUGUAUGUACUUGUACGUACAUGUGCACAGAUAGUAAGUAAAAUAACAAAGAGAGAUCAUAGCUCUUGGAGUCACCUCUGUAGGUGCUCUAGUUUCAUAGUCCACAUCCACAAAGGAGCUAUCCAUGCUUGGAGCACAUUUUAGCAAGCUGCCCUCAGCUCUGCUCACAGGGACCACUAGCAAGACCUUUACCUCUGACCUGGGGAGGAGCCUAACAGAAGAUGGCAAAGGCCUAUGUGCAGACACAGCUGCAAGUCAUCCACUCUGGAUUCUGUGGGUCUUCUGGUGAGAAUGCACAGCCACAACGUCCAGAGAAUCAAAUUAGGGGUCUCCGUAAAAACCAUAUUCCAUUCCCUGGAGCAAAUGUACUGUUUCUGGUUAAGAUACACGGAUGUCACUGUGAAUGUGAAAGCAAUGGGAUUAACUGUUCUUCUUGUUGUUCAUUAGUGGUUACAUUUUAGUAGUGGAGGAUUGAAAUCUGUUUCUUCAACUUUCAGAAAAGGCACACAUAUAUUGUAUCUAAAAAAAAAUUGACAUGGGAUAACUCAGCAAAAUUGUCAUUACAAGUAAUGGCAUGCAGAAAAACUUGGGUUCCAUCCCAUCACUCAGUUUUUCUCAAAAAGACAUGAAAUUAAAUAAAUAAUUAAAAUCGGAAACAUACAUUUUCAUAUAUGUAGAUACCUAUUCAUAUGGACAGUACAUGAUUUGCUGGUGUCCGUGUUUUAAAUUCAUUCUGUUGAUUUCCCCAAAGCACAUAUGACUUAUAAAACACGAGUCGAAGGCUCACUCAUGGGGAAUAGAGCUAAACCUAACGACUUACACAGAAAGGAUUUUUCACUGACCUUUAUGAAAUCCAAAUUGCAUGCUUUUGAGCGGUGCGUGGUGUUUACACCUGAGAGGUAAGGCAGGAGAAUCAGGAAGCCAAGCUUGUCUUCAGCUACGUAACAAUCUCUAGGUUAGCCUGAGCUACAUCCCAUGGGACCUUGACUCGAGAAAACAAAAAAAUCCAUACUUUUAUAGGAGAAGAACAUGGGAAUGCUGGGGUUGUCGCUUUCACACUUACACAGGCAUUGGUUAAGGAAAACAGUAAGAGGCACUGACGGAGCUCUCAGCUUCCCUCCCUUGCCAUCCUUCUGCCAAGUAAUGGUGACCGGAUCCUGGUGCUCUCCCCAGACCUCCCUGUCAGGCAGACUGUGAGCUUGCCAUUCAUACAGCAAACCUACAGAGAAGCACCUGCCAAGUGUCCAGUCUUCCUCUCUCGACCAGCACUUCUAAUUUUUCCGAGCAGGCUAUUGAACCACACUGUAGACCUUGUUCGUUGGCAAAGUAUUAAGUAAGCUACAUUGGGAAAUUGAGUCAGCAUAUGUCAUUCUUACAUGCCAAACUGAUCCUGAUGAUUACUCUACAAAACAAAGCAUCCAGCACGCUCCACACAGAUGUUCUCCAUACAGUCCCUUCUGGGUUUCAUUGGAAUGGUCCAUCUCUGCUCCACUGGGCAUCAGCUGGUACCCUCAAGGCAGGGCUGCAGCCACUGAAGCCUCUCCAGCCAGGGCUGUUGGCCCAACUUCCUCACAGGACUGACUGGGCUGGCCACCUUUCCUAACUGAGCGUAAGGCAUCUAUCUCUAUGUCCCUUCCGCUGCACUGUAUCCCAGCCAUAAGUUUGAGAACAGAAUCAGUAUGUCUGGCUCAGACAUACUCAUCAAACUAUGGGCACAGGUACAAUGCCCUUAGGACCCAAAGCUGUGUUAGCUACAUUCUCUGCCCUCUCCAGCUUCCAUCUUCUUGGCCGAAAGUGGCCUGAGUUCCUUGUCGCUGCCUUGUCCAAAGGCCAGGCUAGGGUGCCAUCACACUCCUCUGCACUGGCCAUCACCUUCCCCAGUCUCCUCCUCAAGCUUGCACUUUUAUUUUUAGCCCUGCCCUCACUGAAUAUACUCGGCAGUUAGAUCCAUGAAAGCCAAGCCAGGGCACAGUGACACCAGGGACUGACCAGUACCUGUGUCUGUCUAGAGAUGAAAUUCUCCCAAGAUUAACUAUGUGGAUAAAACCUCCAGUCACAUCACCACAGCACAAAAAGAAAUGUUUACCCCAAUGUAACUCAAGAAGAAAUAGAAUCCAAUUGAAGAGGGAAGUUUGGGGCAAGCACCAGGAAAUCCUUUGACCAGAAGUGUUGCUAGAUUGGGGAAGUGUCCCCAACGGAAGUGGGAGACAUAUGCAAGCCAAAGGCCCAUCCCCCAUGGAAGAACAGCACUUCCUCUGCAUAUUGUCUUCCAAAUCCUGUCCUAGGCCAGUUUAUCCUGGCAGCCACUAAAAACAACAAGACUCAACUGUCAUAAUAAAGUGGUUCAUUCAUUUGCUAUAUAAUAAAGGGGAUUUUUAUAAUCCACACCCCCAGCCUUCCCACUGGAUGGAAGGCUGGAGCUUAUGGAAGGAAGGGCCUUUGUCCUGGCUGUGGCUUUGUUGUUGGGAACAGACUGUCCAGGAAUCCAGGACUGUUUAUGUUAACCAGAAUGCUUCUAUCACUGCAGAAUUAUGAAGUAGAGAACAUCCUUGGGAAGGAGAUGGGACCGUUACUCUGCUUUGUCCAGUCCGUCACUACACAGCAGACCAGCUGCAUCACUCUGGAAGAGAUUGAGCUUCUGAGUACAGCGGGAGCCACUGCUGCUCCGCCUCCUCCUCCCUGACAUCUGCGCCCUUGGCAGUGAGGCCAGGGACUUGAUCUGGGGAAUCCGAAUCGGGUUAACUCUGUAGUGUUUUUAUAGUUUUAAGUUUAGUGCGUUUCUUUUCUUUCCUUUUUUUUUUUUUCUGGUAAAGAGGAUAUUUUGUAAAUUAAAAUUCAAAAUACCUCUGUUCGAUCUUUUUUUCUACUUUACCUUCCUACAAAUUUGAGGACAUUUCUUUGAGUGUUUCUCCUGUCUUCUUUGUCUUCAUUUUGUGCUGCUUAGGCAUUGUUAUUGAUCUAUUAGGAAAUGUGCUUUGUUGUAGUUUAAACUGUUUACAAUUAGCAAUAUGUAUGUGGUUUUCUUUGCAGUAUUUAAUAUUCUCUGUAAGACUAUUCUGUAAAGCUUCAACCAAUAUCUCAUGUUGAGAUAUUACUGUUCUGUUAACAAUAAAUAAAUGUCCAACA
Rattus norvegicus (Norway rat) is the source of this 7768-nucleotide messenger RNA. Lineage: Eukaryota; Metazoa; Chordata; Mammalia; Rodentia; Muridae. The record is from RefSeq and is a predicted model, not a curated record.